GGGUGGCAGCAAAGCCCGAUCAAGUAGCCGCAACAAUGGAAGCCAAGGGCGAGGACGAUCGCACGCACAAAGCUUUGUCAAAAGAUCGACCUGAUCAAGACGACAUUAACACGGACGAGUCGGGAGCCCCCACCCCCGAGGUUGUAGCUUUACGCGACGGAUACAUCCAGACGUACAUCGUCCGGUCCAGCAAGAACAAUCUCCAUGAAGUCCUCUUCCGCUGUGGUAAUUGGUGCUACAGUGGUAAAGUCGACUUGGGCAGUGCCGACCUUGAACUUGCCGAUCUUCCAGUUGUUGUUCCUGCGCUGCAAAAGCAACAAGCUUCGCUGCAGUAUCUUUGCGAGUGGAAAGCUAUUCCCUCUGCAUCACCAUACUCGACUCCUCUCGAGACUCUGUAUGAUGUCUACGACUUUCUUGGUGCCGAGCUAUCAAGCGAACGUAUUGAACGUAAAUUGAUGAAGGCAGCUGAAGAUCAUUCUUGGGUGGACAGUGAUGAUGACGGUGGCUCAAAUACCUUCUUCGAGUUGCAGAGCGGUGGUUACGAGUGCUUCGAUGCGGUCGACAUCGUGGCCAGCAAGACCUUUGUUCGUGGUCUUGUCCUUCUGGUCAUUUACUACCAACGCAGUUUCUACGUCGUGUUGCAGCCAGCUGACGGCGAGCAGCCCCUGCUCGAUGUUCGCUUCCCAGAUCUCUCUGCUCACCUACAGGGUAUCAACCUUCAGACUUACCGAGACGAUGAUUGUAGUAACAUGAAGAAACUCACUUUAUGGCAGGCAGCAACUGUUGGCAAACACCAAAGCCCACCGAAGCCGUUGAAGGUGCAGUGUACCGACGUUAGCGGCACAGGCUACAAUCAGACCUUCCUCAUUCGACGUACGCCACGUGCUGAAGGAUCAACGAUCACACCGAGCUUGCGAGAGGUGCUCUUCCGUUUUGGAAACUGGUGCUACAAUGGACAUGUGGAUCUGGGUCCUAAGCUUGAAUUAUCAGACAUUCCUGUCAUCAUUCCCAUGCUACGACGACAGCAAAGUGCUCUGACGUUCAUGUGCGAAGCCUCCAAGAUGCCCUCAACUUCCCUGUUCACUCCAUCAAUGGAGCAUUUAGCUGAAGUUGUACCUGCCAUGCAGGAGGAAAUGUCCAAAGCCGAGAAAUUCGUUCAAAGUUUGGCUCAGAGUGGCGGAUCCUUCGUCAAGGGGAAUGUCGGAAGCUGGCUCGAAGACGACAAUGUCGAGUGUUUUUUCGAGAUCGCCAUCGACAAAUGUGCAGCAUUUCAGGAUGUCGAAGCGAUUGCAAGCAAGAUUCAUAUCGGCGGUGUGGUGCUUGUACUGCUUUACUACGACUACACUUUCUACAUCUAUCUCGAAAAUGGGGAAGAAGAACAGCCUCUACUGGACACCAAUUUUCCCGACGUCUCGCUGCAAAAAGAGGGCGUUCAGCUUAAAACUUACCGAAAGGGAGUUCGUGGGUGCGAAGAGCUACGACGUAUUAGUCUGUGGAAAGUUGAGAGUGAUUUAACGGAUGAGGAAGAAGGCGAGGACGCCGCAGCUGUUGACUGCAUCACUUCACGCACCACAGGACAUCUCCAAGCCGAUGCCAAGGAGGAGCACAGGCGCGAGGAGGGCGUCAAGUCAGAUUCCGAUUCCAAAGCAGCGAAGGAGAUGCAACAGCGCAAGUCUGCACUGCCGCACCACGUUGCCCCACUCAAGCGGCCUAGUGGAGCAACCACUACUCUCAAAGGAAUGCCCGAUCUUGGUAUGAAGGCGCCAUGGGACGAUAGUGGUAAGCCACUCGGAAUGCGAGCCAGCAAGUAG
Molecule: messenger RNA, 1811 nt
Organism: Phytophthora infestans T30-4
Lineage: Eukaryota; Oomycota; Peronosporomycetes; Peronosporales; Peronosporaceae
Exons: 3
Coding region: 36-1811 (591 amino acids)
Source: RefSeq, a predicted model, not a curated record